UUCAGCUCUCUCCAGCUCUUCCAGCUUGUUCGUCCACCAUCCAUCCAACCCCUCCAGGGAGACUGUUUGCACUGUUAGCAAGCUUUUACCGAAAUCAAUCUGUCUCUGCAAUUUUCUGUACAACGCCGGAGAUCUAGUGUGCUGCGCUACCCUUGAGGAGCCCGCGUCACGUCGUUUUCACAGUGCGCCCUGCUCCCGGUUCCCUUGACGAUACAAACAAAACAACAAGAAUGGCUUUCUUUUUCAACCGUGGCCGGACCCGCCAGCCUACGGAAAUUGCCAGAUCGAUUAAGGAUCUCCUGGUGCGACUGCGAGAGUCUCCAGCGACUGCCAAGGUUGAAGAUGAACUGGCGAAGCAGCUCUCUCAAAUGAAACUGAUUGUCCAAGGAACGCAAGAAAUCGAAGUAUCCCUGGACCAGGUGCAAGCCUUGGUGCACGCCACCCUUCAAGAGGAUCUGCUCUAUGAACUGGCCCGAAGCCUUCAUUGCCUUCCGUUCGAGGCUCGCAAGGACACACAGACAAUAUUUUCCCAUAUCCUCCGUUUCAAGCCCCUCAACGCAACCCACGCCGAUCCGCCUGUCAUCUCCUAUAUUGUCCAUAACCGACCCGAAAUCAUCAUCGAGCUUUGCAAUGGAUACGAGCACAGCCAAAGCGCGAUGCCGUGCGGUACCAUUUUGAGAGAAGCAUUGAAAUUUGACGUGAUCGCGGCAAUCAUUCUCUAUGACCAGUCGGCGGAAGGGGAGCCGGCCAUCCGGCUCACGGAGGUUCAACCGGGUGUGCCUCAAGAUGGGUCCGGUGUAUUCUGGAAGUUCUUCUACUGGAUCGAUCGUGGCAGUUUUGAACUGAGUGCCGACUCUUUCACAACCUUUCGGGAGCUCUUGACCCGUCAUAAAUCUAUUGUAACAGGCUAUCUGGCCACCAACUUUGACCGCUUCUUCUCCCAAUUCAACGAAGUCCUUGUCCAGUCGAGUUCGUACGUCACCAAGCGCCAGAGCAUCAAGCUAUUGGGAGAAAUCUUGCUCGAUCGCACCAAUUACAAUGUGAUGAUGGCGUACGUUGAGAGCGGCGAGAACCUCAAGCUGUGCAUGAAGCUGCUACGAGACGAUCGGAAGAUGGUCCAGUACGAGGGCUUUCACGUGUUCAAGGUGUUUGUCGCGAACCCGAACAAAUCGAUCGCGGUGCAGCGAAUACUGAUCAACAACCGCGACCGGCUGCUGAAAUUCCUGCCGAAGUUCCUGGAGGAUCGGACCGAUGAUGACCAAUUCACCGACGAGAAGAGUUUCCUGGUCCGCCAGAUCGAACUCCUCCCCAAGGAGCCUGUCGAACCGACGCGGUCGACUCGCGAGGCCUCUCGAUCCGGUGUCAACACGGCUACUGUAGCCUGAGAUUAGACGGGUUCCAAGCGGCGACCAUUGGCAGGGGCUGGUCAAUCAUCCACUACCCCGUGUCAUUAUGCUCUUUCCCCCUGCUUUCUAUUGUUGAUUAUUGGGCUGCUUAGGUCCUUUGCGGCGGACUGUGUGCACUGCGUGUACGCUAGGCCUCUGAGCCGCUUGCAUCGAGGGUCAGCUGGAUUCUGGCCUUCCGGGAGUUACAGAGAGUUGAUAUCUAAGGGAAAUUUAAGUUGAAUGUGGAAGCUGGAAAUGGAAACGGGA
Messenger RNA from Aspergillus heteromorphus CBS 117.55, 1652 nucleotides. RefSeq names its product Mo25 family protein. Gene Ontology annotation, biological process: intracellular signal transduction. The transcript has 5 exons. Lineage: Eukaryota; Fungi; Ascomycota; Eurotiomycetes; Eurotiales; Aspergillaceae. Gene Ontology annotation, molecular function: protein serine/threonine kinase activator activity. Bases 231 to 1385 code for a protein of 384 amino acids. The record is from RefSeq and is a predicted model, not a curated record.